This is a messenger RNA of Olea europaea var. sylvestris, 2171 nucleotides long. Its product is annotated as putative pentatricopeptide repeat-containing protein At3g13770, mitochondrial. The transcript is spliced from 2 exons. Lineage: Eukaryota; Viridiplantae; Streptophyta; Magnoliopsida; Lamiales; Oleaceae. The record is from RefSeq and is a predicted model, not a curated record. Bases 120 to 2039 code for a protein of 639 amino acids. Gene Ontology annotation, biological process: RNA modification. Gene Ontology annotation, molecular function: RNA binding; zinc ion binding; protein binding.
CUUCGUUUUCUGGACCAUCCAGUUGAGAAUCAAAGACAUAUAUGCGACUUGAUUGAGGCCUUAACAUAGUAGUAUUUGCCAAGAAAAUCGCAUUAGCAUAACCAAAUGAAACCAAAAAAAUGCUAAGGAAAAUCUCUCUCUCUUUCGUUCACCGUAAACAUGUUCUACUUUUAAGCGUCCCAAACAAUCCCUUAGCCCACCAUUGUCUAACCUUUUGUUCAGUCCCGCCAAAUUCCUCAUAUUUAUAUAUUCUAAAUUCCAACGGUCGCCUAAACCCAGAACAGGGUCUUGACGUGAAAAUGAAAUUUAAGGAUUACGAUUCUUUGUUAAGAGAAUGCAUAAAGAGAAGGGCCUUGGGAGAAGGCCAAGGGGUGCAUGCUCGCAUGAUUAGAACUUGUUAUAACCCGCCAGAGUACCUUAGAACAAGGCUGAUUGUGUUGUACGUAAAGUGUGAGGUUUUGGGCGAUGCAGUAAGAGUGUUUGAUGAAAUGCCUGAAAGGAAUGUGGUUUCAUGGACCGCAGUUAUCUCGGGGUUUGCGAGAAGUGGGGGUCACUCUGAAGCUCUCAAUCUUUUUGUUCGGAUGUUAAGAUCAGGUACCAAUCCUAAUGAGUUCACUUUUGCAACAGUGCUGACCUCUUGUACUGGUUUAUUCGGGCUCCAGAAUGGAAGGCAAAUUCAUUCCCUUCUAGUUAAAAGCCCAUUUGAAUCCCAUAUAUAUGUUGGUAGCUCACUUCUUGACAUGUAUGCCAAAGCUGGAAGAAUCCAUGAGGCCCGAUAUAUAUUUGAUGGUUUACCCGAAAGAGAUGUUGUUUCUUGCACAGCUAUAAUAUCAGGCUAUGCUCAGUUAGGACUUGACGAAGAGGCAGUCGAGGUGUUCCGUAGGUUGCAAAGGGAAGGAAUGACUUCUAACUACGUCACUUAUGCCAGUAUAUUAACUGCAUUAUCUGGGCUUGCUGCAUUUGAACAUGGACGGCAAGUUCACAGCCAUGUUCUUCGAUCAGAGCUUCCCCUCUAUGUCGUACUUCAGAAUUCUUUAAUUGAUAUGUAUGCAAAAUGUGGAAACUUAAUUUACUCAAGAAGAAUCUUUGACAAAAUGCCUGAAAGAACUGUCAUCUCUUGGAAUGCAAUGAUAGUGGGGUAUAGUAAACAUGGUAUGGGAAAAGAUGCAAUUGACCUGUACGAAAUGAUAAGGGAAGAAAGUAAUAUCAAACCUAACAGAACCACCCUUUUGGCCGUAUUGUCUGGUUGCGGCCAUGGAGGAAUGGAAAAUAGAGGGCUGGAAAUUUUUAACGAUAUGGCAAUUGGUAAAGAUGGGAUUGACCUUGGUAUUGAGCACUACGGCUGUGUUGUUGAUUUACUUGGGCGUGCUGGCCAAGUAAGGAAGGCUUUUCAGUUCAUCCAACAGAUGCCUAUCAAACCGAAUGCUGCUAUUUGGGGUUCCCUUUUAGGUGCUUGUCGGGUUCACCGGAAUGUUGACAUUGGAAGAAUUGCUGGUGAUCAGCUUCUUGAAAUAGAGCCUGAAAAUGCCGGGAAUUAUGUUGUUCUUUCCAAUUUAUACGGUUCUGCAGAAAGAUGGGACGACGUAAGAAGAUUAAGGGAAUUGAUGACAGAAAAAUCCUUGACGAAGGAGCCAGGAAAGAGCUGGAUUGAGCUCGGACGAACCCUGCAUACCUUUUAUUCAAGUCAUCGAUCACAUCCAAUGAAGGAAAAGGUAUAUGCAAAGGUAAUAGAUUUAUCAAACCGGAUAAAGGAAGCCGGUUAUGCUCCUGAUUUGAGUUGUGUUUUGUACGAUGUGGACGACGAGCAAAAAGAGAAGAUACUGCUCAGCCACAGUGAAAAACUCGCUUUGGCUUUUGGGAUGAUUGGUGUUUCCGAAGGAAAACCUAUUAGAGUGAUGAAAAACCUACGAGUAUGUGUUGAUUGUCAUAACUUCGUCAAGUAUGUAUCUCAGAUUUAUAGCAGGGAAAUUUUGCUAAGGGAUAAAAGCAGAUUUCAUCAUAUUGUAAAUGGUAGUUGUUCGUGUGGAGACUACUGGUAAACCUUCACGGUUUACUUUUCGAUAGUGAAUUUGCUGCCAUUUCAACAACAAACUCCAUUUCAAUGUAUUAAUUGAUUCGUUGCAAUGUUAAGAAUUAAUUACUAGAUGCAUGUCAUAAAUUGAAUGCUAGAU